Messenger RNA from Sarcophilus harrisii (Tasmanian devil), 2150 nucleotides. RefSeq names its product suppressor of SWI4 1 homolog. Gene Ontology annotation, cellular component: preribosome, large subunit precursor. The record is from RefSeq and is a predicted model, not a curated record. Bases 111 to 1547 code for a protein of 478 amino acids. Gene Ontology annotation, biological process: rRNA processing; ribosomal large subunit assembly. The transcript is spliced from 12 exons. Lineage: Eukaryota; Metazoa; Chordata; Mammalia; Dasyuromorphia; Dasyuridae. Gene Ontology annotation, molecular function: rRNA binding.
CCGGAAGUUCCUUUAGACGCUUCCGGGCAGGCCGCGCGUCGACUCCUCGUGCUUACUCCGAGAACGGUUCGGUUCCUGCCGGCGGCAGAGCGUGUGUUGGCGGAGGCGUCAUGGGGCGGCGUGGGAAGAGCCAGCACCAGAAGCGCGCCCGCGCGGCGGCCCAGCUCCGCGCGCAGGAGGCGUACGCGUCCGCCCCGCACUCCUUCGUGUUCGCGCGCGGCCCCGCGGGCCCCGGCGUCCGCCAGCUCAGCCUGGAUGUGCGGCGAGUCAUGGAGCCCUACACGGCCAGCUCCCUGCAGGUUCGACGGCGAAAUUCCCUUAAGGAUUGUGUGGCUGUGGCUGGCCCUCUCGGGGUCUCUCACUUCCUCAUUUUCAGCAAAACCGAGAAGAACGUGACAUUUAGGCUGAUCCGGCUUCCUGGGGGCCCCACGCUGACCUUCCGGGUCACUAAGUACUCCUUGGUGCGCGAUGUGGUCUCCUCCCUGCGGCGCCACCGGAUGCACGAGCAGCAGUUCUCACACCCCCCGCUCCUGGUGCUCAACGGCUUCGGUCCCCAUGGCCUGCAUGUGAAGCUCACCGCCUCCGUGUUCCAGAACAUGUUUCCCUCCAUCAACGUGCACAAGGUGAACUUGAACUGCGUGAAGCGCUGCCUUCUCCUCAGCUACGACCCCGACACCCAGGAGCUGCAGUUCCGACACUACAGCCUGAAGGUUGUCCCCGUGGGGGCCAGUCGGGGGAUGAAGAAGCUUUUACAGGAGAAGUUCCCAAACAUGAGUCGCUUGGAGGAUGUCAGCGAACUGCUCGCCACGGGCGCAGGGCUGUCGGAGAGCGAGGCGGAGCCGGAUGGGGAGCACAAUGUGACAGAGCUGCCCCAGGCUUACGCCGGCCGUGGCAACAUGAAGGCAGAGCAGAGCGCUGUUCGGCUUACCGAGAUUGGCCCCAGGAUAACCAUGCAGCUCAUCAAGAUCCAGGAAGGCGUCGGGGAAGGGAAUGUCCUCUACCACAGCCUUGUGCACAAAUCUGAGGAGGAGCUGAAGGCCACCCUGGCCACCAGAGAGCAGAAGCUUCUGCUGAAGGCUGAGCGUCGGGGCAAGCAGGAGCAGGACAUAAAGCGGAAGAAGGAGCAGCGGGAGGCGCACCGGAAACGCAGCUUGGAGGGUAUGGGCCGGCUCACAGCCUCAGGGCUGGACAAGGGCGAUGGGGACAGUGGUGCAGAAGACCCCGGGCAGUCCGAAGCAGCAGCCCAGGGGUCUGAGGAGGAAGACGAGGCUGAGUAUUUUCGCCAAGCAGUGGGUGAAGAGCCAGAUGAGGACAUGUUCCCAAAGGUGAAACGACGGCGAUCCAGCAAGUCCCCCGGACAGCCAACCUCUAGUGACCAGAGCCCGGGGAGGGGCAGAGGUCAGCAUCCCAAGAAGAGGUUCCGAACAGCCAAAGGCAAACAGCCCAAAGGAGCCAUAGCCCGACACUUUCCUCGGGGGCAAUUCCUGGGCCGAGCUUUGGCCUCUAAGAGGCCCCACCACAAGUCCUCAGGGGCAGCCAGAGCCUGAGACUCGCCUCAAGGAUGAACUGAGGCCCGUUUUCUCUCUUCUGGGGAGGGAAUGAAUACAUUGAAUCCUGUGGCUUCUAAGAAUGAGGGAAUCCUUCCUUCUACCCUCCAUGCUACUUCAAUGUAGUCUGUAAGGUCUCCCUGGGUAUGAGGAAGAGAAGUUGAAGUAAAGUCUGGUUUCCUGUCUUCCAUUGAUCGUGGGGGAGGGGAGUUACUUGACUGAACAUCAUCAUGAGACAUCACUGACAUAGAUUGUGUCCUAGUUAAAAGUUUUAUUGCGGGGAGAGAGGGAGCUGUUCAAGAGUUGACCUCCAGGGAUGAAGCAGUUUGUACCCCAGGGUACAGUGUAGAACACCCCCCACCCCAACCAAGUGGUUGCAAGUAUUUGCUAACCUGACUGACCCAAAGGGCAGUACACAACUAAUGGGGAGUGGGUUUUGUCUAAUGGCCUUUGAACCAGCAGGGGGAGAUUGGGGAAUCCAGAAUAGUUCCCAUUUACCUUGUUUCUUGCCUGGAAUAUGUUAGGGCUCACAAAGUGGUCUUGGCUGGCAAGGAGUUUAAAUGUAAAUGCUUUUACAUCCCCAAUAAAGAAGCAGUCACUGUU